AUGGACCCCGCGUCUGCUAUCGGCCUGGCGGCGGCAACAGCCCAGUUUCUGGGCAUUGCCAUCAAAGCAACUACAUUGUGUAUACAAAUCAGAGACAAUGCUGAUUCAUCCACGGACCUGAAUCGAGAAAUAGAAGAAUCGAUACGCGAUGUAAAAGAAUCCCGACAGCAGCUUUCUGCAAGCUCGUCUAAUCAAACACCACGGCGCAUCACCGACUUGGCCAAUAAAUGCGAGAAUCUGACCGAGGACCUUCUACAGCUCUUGCAACAUGUUCGUGGCGCUGGAAAGAACAUCAGUACGGCUAAGAAAUUAUUUCGGGUCAUGAAAGAGGGUAAGAGAGUUGAGAAACUCAGCAACUUGUUGAAGGAGAAGCAAAGGCUUCUGGAGUCUUUACUUGUUCAGGAUAUAUCGCGCCGCUUUGACCUACAAGCCGUCGAGCAGAGCCAGCGAUCUGCGUUGCUUGAUUCCCGGGGGCAGGAAAUCGUCAGAGAGUUGCUCAAGCAGCAAUCGAACAUCAAUGAUAGCACAAUACGAUUAACACAAGAUAUCGGGUCUCUUGAAGUGGGACUGACUACUCGGCUUGACAAAACUGAUGAUAUUGUGCAGACGCGAUUCGACCAAAUGCAACGAGCAGCCGACACAAGGUCAAAAGAAGCCAAGAUGAAAGCUCAGAGAUCAUCGGAAGAGUUGUGGCGGAGAGAAUGUCAGGAGGAUUUCAAAAGAAGUCUCUUCUUCGCAGAAAUGGGCGAGCGACGUAGCAACAUCAAAGACGCCGCCCCUGGUACUCUUAACUGGAUUUUUAGAUUCGAGGAACACCAUGAAUACAAGUCCGACAGCGACUAUGAAAGCCCGGAUCUCAUCCAAUGGGAUGAUUUCGUGGCAUGGCUUCGUUCUGAGCCUUCGCUUUACUGGGUUUGUGGCAAGCUGGGCUCUGGAAAAUCCACUUUGAUGGCUCAUGUUAUUGACGAUAGCCGUACCCAAACUGGACUUGAGUUAUGGAGCCGAGGUCGACGACUUCAUGUGUUGUCGUUCUUCUUCUGGCGUCCUGGGACAAAGCUUCAAAAGAGCAUACUUGGUCUUCUACAAAGUUUACUCUAUGAAAUCUGUCAAGUUGAAGCUGAAAUCGUAAUUCAGCUAUUAGCUGAAUUGUCCAUUGAUCCGUGGAGAAUACCCACCUGGACUGAGAAAGGUUUAAAGAAAGCGGUAAUAGCAGCAUUUGGAAUAGCUCAAGAUGCGCAGUUCUGCAUUUUCAUCGAUGGACUUGACGAGUUCUUGGGCGACUAUGGCGAGCUAGUGGACUUGAUAUUCGAAAUACAGAGCCUCGAAAACACCAAAAUUUGUGUAGCAAGCCGACCAGAGUUGCAACUAGUCAAGAGGCUCUCAGCAUGCAAGCAGUUGCACCUGCAAGAUCUCAAUCAUAUCGACAUCGCCAAAUAUGUCAGACAAAAGCUCUCCAGCCAUGUUCUGUACUGUGACAGCACAGAACUGAACGGCAUACAAUACAUGAUUAUCAGCCGAGCUGAAGGUGUAUUUCUUUGGGCAGCUCUAGUAACCCAAGCUGUGUUACAAGGCGCCAUAUCUGCCGAUGACGAAAACACUCUUAUACAGCGCCUUGAAAGAGCACCCGAAGGUAUUUGUGAUCUCUUCGAAGAAAUGCUUGGGAAUGUCGAUGAGCUACACAAAACAUCGUUGGCCUUUUAUCUCAAGGUCAUGGAUAUCCCGUGUUUCAAAACUAAUUAUUACUACCAUCCUUUGGAGCAUAUAACUUCCGUCGCCGUCAUAACCGCAGCGAAUAUGAGUGGUCCUAUUACCAUCUCAGAAUCUUUCCUGAAGCUGUGUAAGCAAACGGAAACCCAAGUCGUGGCCCGAAGCGCUGGUCUGUUGGAAUUCCGUACUACACAUACGGCGGAAUUCAGCUACGAGUCGUGGAAGUAUGGUUGCGACUGGUUCAUAUCAACCACUGCAAGCCAACCUGAUAUAUCAAUGCGCAAUCUCUUCAGCCCCUGUUCCCGCAUCAUGUACACAGAGCCUGUGCCAUAUCCCCAAGUACUUUCAUACGAAACAAAAACCCUCCAAUGGGUGCACCGUUCGGCGCACGACUUCAUUUGCAGUUCUCAGACCCUCGAAAAAUUUGGGUUGCAACUGCCAUCCAGUCAAGAAGUCAUCGAAAAGCUUAUAGAGGGAGGAAUGAAAUACUUCGCUGUAGCUCCAUCAUACCAACCCGGCUUCUUCGAUGGGGUGAUAAUAACGUGGUUUCGUCUAGAGUGGUUAUUGAUAGCGUUGAGGAAUUUGGAGAGAAGUGGUUCUUCUGCUGCCCUGGCGGCAACUGAUGCGUUGCAUGCUUUUGUAUGUCAACUAGACCCUCGUGAGCUUCUGCCUUCCGGCCAAGAGGAAAGUGUGUUGCCUGCUGAAUAUAUGUUCUGGGAACUAUGUGGUGUAAACGGCUAUUUGGACUACGUGCAACGCCGACUUCAUAUCAUCCCGCCUCAGCUAUACGCAGUAAUGCUCAAGAUCACUUUGUAUCGUGGUUCCUGGCACAAACCGGCGUAUGAGCUGGCUUCAGAAUUUUCGAGACUGAUGAUUCAGAGCUCCAACCUCGGGAAGCCGAUGUCGCCCACGUCGAAUCGCCACAUCAGAUAUCUAUGUGGUCGACUGGAUCCGUUCCAUGAGAGUAUCUCAUACUCUUGUGUUCCACAUGGUCAACAUAAGAACAUAUCCCGCGCCGAGACGUUAAGCUUAGCAGCAUUCUCGGCAGCCGUUGUAGGGUUUUGGCGUAAUUCUUCGGAUCUGUUUAUCCCGGAAGUACCAAGAUCGUCUGUGGAGAAACGCCGCCGAGAGAAUCAGCUGCUUUAUGCAAACAAAGUUUUGGAUGACAUACAUACGAUAUCAACUGCAGCCAAUCUGUAUAUUGAAAUAGCGCGUUAUGGACGAUUGCGUCUCCAGUUAUCCGUGCUAUUUUUCCAAGACUUGCUCAAAAACAACGGCUUUCUGCACAGGGCACGUUCACCGGAUGUAUGUGCUUUGCGUAUCGUUUGUCUGCCAUGGACUUACUUGGAGACACGCGCAUAUGACAGCAUAUAUCGGGAAGCAAUCCCCAGCUCACUGGUGCCACACAUAUUCGCGGAAGUCAAACCAUUAGUGACGUUGAUGCUUAGCGAGAUUACCACCAGCUAUUCUCUUCAGUUUUUAUGGUUGACCGAAAACGUACUUGAAGAGCAUUCUAAAGAUCUUGAGCCGCAGUUCAUCGCUACAAAAUUUGAAGCCAAGCGAUGUCAGAAAUUGAUCAUCGGUGAUGUGUGCGCCAACGACCAACACCUGAACGCUACAGAACAACUAUACGCUCGCGUCUGUACUCGUUUAUACUUACACCAUCUAUUAGAGUCUAUUUGGAUCAACAAAAAGAAUUCACUGAGGUGUAAGAGAGGUUCUACCAGUGGAAGCUUUUUAGAUGACGAAGAAAGUUCCUCGAGUGAUGAGGAAGGUUUUGCGGAUAACGGAGAAGAUUUGACGGAGGGCCAAGAGAAACGUAGAGAAGAACAAGCGGCGAGCAUAGACAGUAUCUCCCAGGAAGAAGCGUUAGAUGAUUCAGAAUGGGUCACGGAUAAAUAUGAAGAUACGGACUCGGAUUAG
Truncatella angustata is the source of this 3630-nucleotide messenger RNA. RefSeq lists its product as uncharacterized. Lineage: Eukaryota; Fungi; Ascomycota; Sordariomycetes; Amphisphaeriales; Sporocadaceae. The transcript has 2 exons. The record is from RefSeq and is a predicted model, not a curated record. Bases 1 to 3630 code for a protein of 1209 amino acids.